Leptinotarsa decemlineata (Colorado potato beetle) is the source of this 906-nucleotide messenger RNA. RefSeq names its product Mitochondrial fission 1 protein (gene Fis1). Gene Ontology annotation, cellular component: mitochondrial outer membrane; peroxisomal membrane. Gene Ontology annotation, molecular function: protein binding. The record is from RefSeq and is a predicted model, not a curated record. Gene Ontology annotation, biological process: autophagy of mitochondrion; mitochondrial fission; peroxisome fission. NCBI's taxonomy places the organism in Eukaryota, Metazoa, Arthropoda, Insecta, Coleoptera, Chrysomelidae.
AUUUGUGUUGAUGUCAAUGUCAUUGGUGAGUUUUUAUCUGAUGAGUUUAUGUUUUCUUGUGACAUAUGAAAUUAAUACAUUUCUAUUCAGUUUUUUGACAACAUAGAUCUACGUUGAACUGUUGAAUCAAAAAUUGCGAGUACUCGUGUGAUAUGGCGGAUUUAUUAACAGAAACAGUUCUACCUGAAGAUCUGAAAAAAUUCGAAAAAAUAUAUCAUGAUCAACUCUACAAAAAUGAUGUAACUCCAAAAGCUCAGUUUGAUUAUGCAUGGUGUUUGGUGAGGAGUAAAUAUCCUGCUGACAUCCAGAAAGGCAUUGUCUUGUUCGAAGAACUAUAUAGAACUCAUGAGGAAGGUCAAAGGGAUUACAUGUACUAUCUUGCCAUUGGAAAUGCCAGAUUGAAGGAAUAUAAUAAGGCACUGAAUUAUGUCCGUAUGUUCCUGUCAGUAGAACCAGGUAACCAGCAAGUAUUAACUCUACAAGAAAUGAUAAAGAAGAAAAUGGAAAAAGAAGGCAUGUUUGGUAUGGCAGUAGCAGGAGGAGCCAUCUUAGCCGUUGGUGCUAUUGUAGGAGUUGGUAUGGCACUAGCCAGCAAAGGCAAAUCUUAGUUCUAUCCAUUGUCUAGUUUUAUAAUAGUCAGGGGUUAUGAUAUAUCUAUCUGUAAAAUUGCUAACUUCCUAAAAAUUCUUAAUAUAUUAUUCAUGUAGAAUUUAUCUUAUGUAUUUGCUUUAAUUGGAAAUUUGAACCAAAGCACUUCUUUGUGGGUAUUUAAACAGCUCUUGAUGAAGAGGAAAAUUAAUUUAAGGCUUUUUCAACAUAUCGUGAACAUUCUGACUGUGUUUUAAGUUACGUGAUAUUAGUGUUGGUUUAUUGUAAAUACAAAUCAAAUAAAUAUUUAAAUACUCA